Sander lucioperca (pikeperch) is the source of this 6554-nucleotide messenger RNA. RefSeq names its product chondroitin sulfate synthase 3 (gene chsy3). The transcript has 4 exons. Gene Ontology annotation, cellular component: Golgi cisterna membrane. The coding region runs from base 802 to 3231 and encodes 809 amino acids. The record is from RefSeq and is a predicted model, not a curated record. Lineage: Eukaryota; Metazoa; Chordata; Actinopteri; Perciformes; Percidae. Gene Ontology annotation, molecular function: glucuronosyl-N-acetylgalactosaminyl-proteoglycan 4-beta-N-acetylgalactosaminyltransferase activity.
GUUAAUGACCUGCUGUGAGAUUAGAACCACCAUUGCUUGCAAGUCGUGUACAUCUUUUAUAUUGGCAUUCUAUUUUUAAUUAAUUGGCUUUAGUGAAAUUCAAGGUUUCAGUUAUUUACUCUUGUAGAUCCAGAGAAAUUACGCUUUUAGUCUGAAGAAAGAAAACCCCGACUGGUUGUUCUUGAUAACGGAACACAGACAGACACAACAUGAUGGCAAGUUCCUCAUAUGGAGAGAAAUGAUUAAGCUACUGUGAACUUGACAUUUACAGGCUAGCCGUCUACUUGAAGGGGUGAGUCUCGAGCGGGUUAAAGUGAGCUACAGCAGCACCCCACUGCUGUUGGACCGCCGAGAACACUGACGUGUCUGUGAUAUUAUUGGACUAAAAAUUACAGUGUGGUAGCAACUAGCCAUAGGCUAACAUUAUGGUGAAUAACGGAAAGCCAGUAGGACUCUACUCGGGACAUAUGUAAGAUUCAACGCGGCUAUUAUCUGAAUGGCACUUGGCUAUAAAAUAUUUCCACGUGGGCAGUGGUGCGGUUAAAGGCUCAGUUUCAAAUGGGACGGACGAGCGUUGAGGAUGGGGCUGACUAUUCUGACGGGGAUACGUGUAUGUUUAGCCCCAUUAAUUAGCCUUUCCUAGCAGAAAUAUGUAUCAGAGGUGGAAAGUAUGUUUUUCCACAUCAGGUAGGAGAUGCUGAAUGCAUACACGUCAGCACGUCCCCAGACAGACAACAGUAGCAUUCAUACAUUAACGUUCACCGCAAAGCUAAACUCUCCGUAGGGGGACGUGAAGCAGCAAUGGCUGUGAAAUCAAGGAGACAGUGGAGCACCGUGAUUGUCGGCGUCUUUUUGGGCUUCACCGCGUCCUCUUGGCUAUUCGUACCUCAGGUUCUGGAAAGUAAAGGGAAAAAAUCUCCCCUGUGUUUGUACAACAGUGACGCCUCCGUCGGUAAAGGUCCUGCCAUCCUCGGGAACACCGCGGCUACCAAAGACCGGGACAGCCCGCUGUUCAGCCAGGAGGACGGGGUAUUCAGUACUGGGAACAGUAGCGGAGAUACCGGGGUACCCAUACGCAGACCAACGCAUUUCCUCUAUGUCGGCGUGAUGACAGCGAAGAAAUAUGUGCGGUCUCGCGCCGUGGCUGCGUACCAGACCUGGGCGAGCUCCAUUCCCGGGAAGGUGGAGUUCUUCUCGAGCGCGGGGACUGGCACCGUCCUCGUGCCCGUCCCCGUCCCGGUGGUGUCGCUGGCAGGUGUGGACGACUCGUACCCGCCACAGAAGAAGUCCUUCAUGAUGCUGAAGUACAUCCACGACCACUACCUGGAGAAGUACGAGUGGUUCAUGAGGGCAGAUGAUGACGUUUAUAUCAGAGGUGAAAAGCUGGAGUUGUUCCUGCGCUCGCUGAACAGCAGCAAGCCUCUUUACCUGGGCCAGACAGGCCUGGGCAUGGCCGAGGAGCUGGGCAGGCUGGCCCUGGAGCCCGGAGAGAACUUCUGCAUGGGAGGCCCGGGGAUGAUCUUCAGUAGAGAGGUUCUACGCAGGAUGGUCCCUCACAUCAACACCUGUCUGAGGGAGAUGUACACCACCCAUGAGGAUGUGGAAGUGGGCCGCUGUGUGCGACGCUUUGGAGGAACCCAGUGCGUGUGGUCAUAUGAGAUGCAGCAGCUCUUCUACGAGAACUAUGAGCACAACAAGAAGGGUUUCAUUGAAGAACUUCACAGCAGCAAGAUCCACAACGCCAUUACACUUCACCCCAACAAAAAGCCUGCCUACCAGUACCGGCUGCACAGCUUCAUGCUGAGCCGCGAGAUCUCCAGGCUCUGUUACCGCAGCAUCCUGCUCCACCGCCAAGGCCUGAUGAUGAGUUCCCUCAGCGAUACAGAGGUACAGUGGGAGGACCAACAGCUGGGGUCCCCACCUUCCUACAUGCGCUAUAAGCCCAAUGAGAGACAUGAUGUCAUUGAAUGGGAUUUCCUGACUGGCCGCCAUGUUUACUCCGCUGCUGAGAACAAGAUUGCCCGGCAAAGCCUCGGGAACUCACUUCGGACCGCACUGGAAGGCAUUAUACUCCAGGUCAUGGAAAUGAUUAACGAGAAUUCGAAAAUGCGUGGCCGUGUCAUUGACUUCAAAGAGAUCCAGUAUGGCUACUACAGGGUGGAUCCAAUGCAUGGUGCGGAAUACAUCAUAGACUUACUGCUUCUGUACAAGAAACAUAAGGGACGCAAAAUAACAGUGCCUGUGAGGCGCCACGCUUACCUUCAGCAGUCCUUUAGCCGACCCUUCUUUACUGAAACCGACGAGUUAGAUGUGGCUGAGCUCGUGGCUGCCAUCAACUCUGAAUCCCAAUCCCUGUCUUUCCUGUCCAACUCUCUGAAGUUCUUGUCACCUUUCCAGGUCCACGAAUCAAACAGGGACAUGUGGGAGCAAAGCCAGAGGAAGGUCAACAUCCUUGUCCCACUAUCUGGUCGCUAUGACACCUUCGUCCGCUUCAUGGAGAACUUUGAGAAAGUGUGUUUGAUACCCAAACAAAACGUUAAGCUCUCCAUCGUUCUGGUGGACAAUGAGAGCAAUCAGAACAGAGGAAGACACAUCCAGUUAGUCAAAGACUUCUACAGGAAGUAUCCCAAAGCUGACCUGUCCAUAAUCCCCAUGACGGGCAACUUUUCCCGGGGACUGGCUCUUGAGCUGGGCUCCUCACAGCUUCAUAAUGACUCUCUACUCUUCUUCUGCGAUGUCGAUCUUAUCUUUAGUGGCGAUGCCUUGCAACGCUGCAGAGACAAUGCUGUCCAAGGGAGACAAGCCUAUUUCCCUGUUGUCUUUAGUCAGUACAACCCCAAGAUAGUGUAUUCGGAGAAGGCCCCGAGAGAAAACAAGUUUGUGCUGACCAAGAAAAGUGGUUUCUGGCGAGAUUAUGGAUUUGGAAUCGCCUGUGUUUUCAAGAGUGAUUUACUCAAAGCUGGAGGUUUUGACACCUCGAUCUUGGGCUGGGGACUGGAAGACGUGGACCUGUUCACAAAAGUGAUUAAUUCAGGUUUAAAAGUGUUACGCAGCCAAGAACCAGGCAUUGUCCACAUUUAUCAUCCCGUCCAGUGCAACACAAGUCUGGAGCAGAAGCAACACAAGAUGUGCCUUGGCUCGAGAGCAAGUACGUUUGCAUCGACAAUGCAGUUAGCAGAGCUGUGGCUGGAGAAACACAUAGAGACAGGCUAUAACAGAACUUCAUCCUGACAUCCCAGCCCUCCUGGACUCCUCCAUACAAGUUGACCUCAGUUCUGCUUGAAUGCAGACAGCGAUGUGCUGCGUGGUGGGUUGUAGUGUGACUGUGGAUCAGAGGCCUUUGUAGGCUGGAAGAUCUGACCCAGAAAGGACCCGGGACUCCAAAACAGAGAUGGAUAUAACCAAUUAAGACCACACACGACCCAGUUCCAAACUGACCUGACAGCAGGUGGACCCAACCUCCAAUGGGAUCCAGAGGAAAUAGUCCACAAACAGAACCGAGUUUAGGCUUGCUGCACCCAGUUUGUUGAAAGCCAGUGUAGAAACAACAAGAGGCUGCCCCUUCAUCCAGUUCCUUAGCAGCUGGGAAACCACUGACUGAAUACAAAUUGGCUGUUGCGUGGCACAUUGCACAUGUACAGUUCACUUCAGCAUUAGUGAUUUUUGAUUUAUUUUUGAUUGUGCCAGUGAUGCAAAUAUAGAGCUUUAGGACUUUUAUUGCAGUUCCUUAGGGUUUGGGUCAGGGGUAACUAACUCUCUUAACAUUUUAAUUACAUGUAUAAAUGAAGGCUGGUUUGGGCGGUCCCAACGUUGGGAUUCUUUUUUUACAUGACCCAAAGAACAUACAUGACGGGUGAUAAAGAAGAAAAAAAUUUAUAUAUUCUGUAAAUAUAUAUUAUAGUCGACUCAUAAGAAUGUUGGAGUGUUGCAGGUUUCAGUAUCAGUAAUCGGUACUCUGUUCCUCUGCUCUUCAUGGGUGAAGUGAUUGUGGAAUGUGGAUCGCUGCUGUGCCCUGAGCAGCAUUGUCCGCUGCGUUACACAAUCUGUAUGUGUUUAAGUUUCUGUGUGUGUGUUUGCGUUUCUGUGUCCUGACUCUCCCAGAGAACCUUCAGACAUUCCCUCCUGCAGACCUGUAGCCGAGGCUGUGUGGUUACUGUGUCUGCCAAGAGGAUCCUGUCGUGCUACUGUGCUAAUAUUAUUUAGCAUGUUGUUCAGCAAUUUCUCUCAUUUCCACUCUCUAGUCUAGUGAUUUUCUGUCGGACCUAUGGCAGACAUUAGUUUGUUGUUUAAUGCCAAACCAAAGCUCACUGCUGUCCCGGCUGUGUUUCCUUCCAUUCAUCCAAAUGUAACUCUGGAGGACAGCUAAUAGAAUGUUUACAGUUUACAGUAGUUAUCAUGAUUAUGGCAUUUGCUUUAAUUAUUUUUAUUAUUAUUAUUAUUAUUAUUAUUUAUUUUUUGCCAUAAUACUGGCUUGGGAAUACAUUCCUGAACCUAAUUUUACUCCAUUAAAAGUUGGAGCAGUUUAGAUGGGCCUGACCCACGGAGUAUUGAUUCACAGGUCAACAGACAUUUAGAUGUCUAGGUUAAAACUGGGAUAAAGUCGGUUGAAGGGUCAUCUGUUUUCAGUGGCUAUAUUUCAGUGUGUAGUUUGAACCUUCACAUUUAAAAAAAAAAAGCCUUUGAAAUGCUGUGAAACAACAGUUUUAUAAAAUGUUUGCUAAACAAUCAGUUGAGCCAGGUUUUACUGCAGACUAGUGCUUACUGGGGAACCACUCGUCAGACUGAAGCAUAUGACUACACAAAUGAGCUUUGUAGGUCAUGUGCAAUCCAUCGCACUUCGAGAUGUGUGGGAUUAUUCUUUGAGUAAGUCAAUUAUGUUGAUGGGGCGGUGCCAACCAAACUUUUCUAAGUCUAAUCAUCUUAAAAACAAAAAGAAAACAGGAGUGCACACAUUUGCACAAACUCAUUUGUAGCAAAAGAUCUUCUGUUUUGACCAAAAUAGGCAGCAUAGCUGGGUCCAGGCCAAAAUGCAAUCUGAUGCUUGAAAACAAGUAGUUUUAUGAAGUCCGACCACUCCAAUUGCGAAAGCAGUUAAAGGUUGGGGCCAGACGAUCACAUAUACAGUUCUUUACGCCACAGAUUUUCAGCGUUUUUUAAGCCAAGGCCCCCUUAGCUGAAAGAGAGACAGAGCAGAGACCCCCCUACUACAUAUAUUGUAAAACAUGAAGUUGCAUACUAAACUGGGUCUACACUAACGUGAAGACAAAAGUGGAAACAGACGCGAGGAAUCGGCAGAGGGAAUGGGGAGCUAACGUUAUGUCCGAUGUUACGUGUGUUAGCUUAACUAACAGACAGAUAGUUAGCCUAAAACUAAGAUAUGGAUAUUUAACUUGGUAACAACAUGAUUGCUACACACAUAUUUGUCUUCAUAAAGCUCAGUUUUUCAGGUCGGCAGCUUAUAAAAACUUAACUUCUGGGUUCUUGACCCUGCUGGUAGUGAAUAUCACCACACAGCAGCUUUUAGGCAUGUUUCUGUUGUUUGCUAGCAGACGGAAUAAAGAGGAGGAAACCUUCACGCAAUACAAGUCAAUGGAGAGAGGAGAGUUGUUUACCCCCCCCCCCGGUGGGGGCGGGACUCUAGUGCGGACAGAGAUUGGUUUUGUCUCAAAACGCCACUUGAAAACCAAAACGUAGUAGUGUAGAUGUAGUUUACGUAAUGAAUUAUGUUAGCUUUUUCUUACUGCUGUUUCCAUGCUGCCUCAGGACCACAUGUUACCACGCUGUGCAUCGCAGCCGUUUGCUUUCACUGGUCACCAGCCCACGGCUCAUUGGCUAUUAAGUGAAAAUGAAUAAUCUGGUAAAUAAUAGUUUGAGUUAGCCUUGUUCUUAUGGAAGGCUGACAAAACAUGUCCUUGAAUGACCACAUACCAAAUAAGUAGGACGCUUCUUGUUGACAUGUUUUGUCAGCAGCAGUUCAGACUUGUGGGUCACUGUACAGUACACUUCUAUUUUUUCAGCAAAACAAAUAUAAAUAUUCAAGUAAAAAUGUCAGUUGAGUGUGGUCAUCAGGCUAUCUUAACGUCACGUGAUAGUUGGUGAAUAAAGCUCAGAUAUACAUGUAUAGCUAAAUAUAUUGGAAAUCAUGUAAUCAGAACAUUUACCUAUAAAGUAGCAGAUUGUAUGUUACAGUGAGCGGAACAGAUUCACGCUAGCAUCCAUAAACAUUUUCUGUGUUACUAUGGAAGCUAAUUGCAGAAAAUGUGGAGCUGCAUCUCGUAUAUCUGUAUCUCAUAAUAACGAGAAAACCAUCUCCAGCUAUUGUAAUAUUAAGAUAGUGUUCUCGUCAUUAUGAGAUACUAAGCCAUAACUACAAUGUAAGGUUUCUUCCUUCGGUGAAUGUAAUGCACUUCUGUAAAGUUCACUGCCGAGGAUCGUCUGCAUAGAUUCUGUCGAGAGUUAAUGGUUUUGUUACCCAAGCAUAAUGGCUUUAAAUACUGCUAGCAAUAACAACUGCUAUAGUAACAGCUGAUUAUUUAUAAUAAAUGUUUAAAGAC